AUGAUAGGGGAAUCGGUGGCAGAACGCAGGAAGAAGGUGUUCGUCGGAGAGCUGCCUGACGACUUUCUGCGCCUCACUCUGCCGUCAUCGUCUGGAGCCUCUGCUGAUGUCGAUGGAAGACCGAUAGUGGUCCAGUUUGCUCAGCCGCAGCCGCUUUCAUUCGUGCCUCCAAAUACACGCGGACGCAUUCAAGUCACGAUCAUGGAGGCGAAUCUUGUAAAAAAUUAUGGCCUGGUUCGCAUGGAUCCAUACUGCAGAGUACGCGUUGGAAACUCGACGUUCGAAACACCGACCAAAAUCAGCGCAGGACGUCAACCGGUGUGGAAUCGUGUUGUUCACGCCUAUCUGCCCAACAACGUGGAAAGCAUUUACGUGCAGAUUUUUGACGAGAAGGCCUUUUCCCAAGAUGAAUGUGUCGCCUGGGCUCACGUGAUGCUGCCUUGCGGCAUUUUUGCGAAUGAAACGAUCGAAGAUUGGUUCCCGCUAUCCGGGCAGCAGGGCGAGGGCCAAGAGGGCAUGAUCCACCUUUCAUUCUCCUUCCAUCCGCUUCAAAAUCCGGCCGUUCAGGAACCGCAGCCACGGUUCCAACCAGUGGUCAUCAAAGACGAAGACAUAAAAGAACUCAAGGAGAUGUUCGCCACGGUCGAUGAGGAAGUCAUCAGAAGCAUCCUUGAGCAGCAUCACGGCGACAAGAACGGGGCUUGCAAUGCGCUUCUGGAAAUGAUGAGC
Messenger RNA from Mesorhabditis spiculigera, 729 nucleotides. NCBI's taxonomy places the organism in Eukaryota, Metazoa, Nematoda, Chromadorea, Rhabditida, Rhabditidae. The record is from the annotation of a GenBank genome assembly.